GCGCACACAACUUACUCCCGGUCCUGGCUGACUGAACGACACGCACACAUCUCGAAUAAUCGGACAUUACCGUUGAUACUGAAGGACGCAGUAUUGGCUGGCUGUGAAAUACUAUAAUACCAAAAAAAUAGGAAAAAAACUAAUGUUCAGAAGACAGUUCAAGAAGCACAGAAGAAAACCAGGUAGCCCAAGUAGACGUGUUAACAGUUUUAACUGUUUGUGUCCUGUGACGUUAGAGAAAUUAUUUUUGUAAUUGAAACUAGACUAAGAGUGAAGUGUGUUUUAUAAAUUAUAUUUGACGACUAGAAGUGUGUUUGAAGUCUUCACAAUGGGACAUAAUGUAUCCAAGACGCUCUUCUGUAUUGGGACAAAGGAAGCAACAUCUGCAGCAAGCAGUCGACGUCCAGCACCUUUCGCCAUGGUGUCGGCAGAAGCCUCGUCAUCCACCUUAAGUAACUCGGCCACCACCCCUUCCCACGGUGGUCCACGUGCGCCCUCCAUAACCAUCCUCCACUUUAAUGAUGUCUACAAUGUGGAGGAACAGAACUCUGAACCAAAGGCAGGGGCAGCAAGGUUUAAAACUGCACUCAAGAGUUUUGCUGACCGGGACCCCUUGGUGUUGUUCAGCGGUGAUAUUCUCGCUCCAUCAAUCAUGAGCUCAUUCACAAGAGGCGAACAGAUGGUACCAGUAAUGAAUCAGCUUGGGAUACACUGCGCCAAUCAUGAUUUUGAUUUUGGGUUGGACCGACUUGUGGAUGUGGCGGGAAGGACCAACUUUCCCUGGUUAAUGAGUAAUGUAGAUGAUAAUGAAACUGGCCAACCUUUAGCUGAUGGUAUUCUCACACAUAUUAUGGAUUGGCAUGGAUGGAAGAUUGGAAUUGUUGGCCUUGUAGAAAAAGAGUGGUUGGAGACUUUAGCCACCAUCAAUGCUGAACAAGUAACAUUUACUGAUUAUGUGGAUAAAGGCAGAGAGCUGGCAACAAUGCUCAGGAAUCAAGGCUGUGAUUACGUGAUAGCAUUAACACACAUGCGGACACCAAAUGACAUCAGAUUAGCUGAAAAUGUUGAUGAAAUUGACCUCAUCUUAGGUGGCCACGAUCAUGUGUACGAAAUUCUAAAGAUAAAUGAUAAAAUUAUUCUUAAAAGUGGCACAGACUUCAGGGAGUUCUCAACUAUCACUUUAUCUCAGGAAGGAACCGAUGUUAAUGUUGAUAUUGAAAAGGUUGUUGUAGACUCUAAGUUUGAGCCAGAUGAGGACCUAAAAGAAGCUCUUGUAGAAUAUGAAGCCGUGGUGGGUGAGAAGAUGGAAGAGGCUCUUGGUACCUUUAGUGUGGAAUUAGAUGGAAGAUUCUCCUCGAUAAGAACACAAGAGACAAAUCUUGGCAACUUUAUAUGUGACAUUAUGAUGGCAGCUUGCAAUGGAGAUGUUGCAAUUCUUAACUCUGGAACUUUAAGAUCAGACAGAAUCCAUCCAAUGGGAGAGUUUAAGAUGAGAGAUUUAAUGACAAUUUUACCUAUGUUGGAUCCACUUCUUGUCUUAGGAGUCACUGGUGAAAAACUCUUGGCAGUCCUUGAAAACGGAGUAUCACAGUACCCCAAGCUUGAGGGUCGUUUUCCUCAAGUUGCUGGCCUGCAGUUUGUGUUUGAUCCCAACGCUGAACCUGGGUCGAGAGUAAUCAGAGACUUGGUGAAAGUCGGAGACGAGUACUUGAAUCCAGACACUGUUUAUCGGUUCGUGACAAAGGCCUACAUGCACCAAGGUCGAGAUGGAUACAACAUGCUAAUCGAUUGUCCUAUACUGCAAGAUGAAGAACAAUGUCCAAUGUUGUCAACAGCCGUCCAGAAUCAUUUCACUGCCAUCCAGUCACGUUUGGGCAAGAGCCACCGAAACUCUACACAUAGACAAUCACUUAUACUGUUAUCCAGGAGACACAGUCUGAUCCGCCAUGAUGAUGAAUUGCCUGUAGCAGCCAGGUCUGGGUCCCACAAAUCUAUUGGCCGGUCUGUAUCGACAGAUUCCGCCCUUUCUACUACAUCAUCAGGGUCUGUGACAUCAAUCUUUCCAAGACCAAGUACUUCCAGUAAACGGUCAAGAGGAACCUUAUCCCGGCAGGAGAGCUUCCAUGAGUUGGAGGAUCUGGCCUGUAAAUUGGCUCCAAAGAUGGAUGGGAGAAUAUUAGUAGCUACUGAUGAGAUUGUGGAGAAUCUACACCUGAAGCGAGCACAGCGGAGUGUGUCUGUCAUUGAAGAAGAAGAUGAACCCACAACACCCCAGACCCCAAAGGUUCCUGCAUUAGAAUAAUGUUGUGUACCAUACUUUAUCACUAGUUACAUAUACACACAUAAAUUUGACAAUACAGUUUUAGAUUCAUACUUCAGUCUGUCCAAAUAAGUUUCUUGUGCAUAAAAAUUAUAAUGAACAAACAGUAAAUUACAGUAUUAUGAUAUUUUAAGUGCUUAGGAAGCAGCUUCCUGCCUUGAUAAAAUAUCAAUUGUAUUGAAUUUUGUUGAUCUCUGUUUUGAAGAAUUUCAUCUAAGGUCAACUGAAUUAAAGUCUCUACAAUAUUAAAAAGAGAGAAGAUAAUGAAGGGCCUAUUAAAAGCAGUAAUCACUACUUUUUAAUAAGAAUAAAGCAACAUAUUCAUCCAGAAUAUUGAUAUACCAUAUUGUGUGUAGUUAUAGUGAGAAGUGGAUUGAAUGUUCGUGAUAUGAUUACAAUUUAAUUACAAAUUAAUUUUAAUUUCAAAAUCAGUUAAACUUUUCUUGUCUAAAUAACUUGUAUCCAUACUAUUAGUGGUACACAGUACAUAUGGUUAUAAGCAAAAUGCUCAAUGCUCAUUGCAAUCUGCCACAUACUGCUGAGUGACAUGUUUAAGAGUCCAAUGGAAGGUUGAUUUUGGAUUAAGGGGACAUUUACUUCUUUGGAACGGAGAUUUUACCAUGAAUAUGAGACAUAUCGACACGGUGAUUUAGGAAAUGAAAUGACAAUUAAUACUGUACUGGGGAAUCACAUGUUAAAUAUUGUUUAAUUUUUAUUUUAUAAUUACUACCUGGAAAAUGGGCAAAGGAUCUUAUUGACCAGAUUUAAGCUGCAAAUAGAUAUCAUACUCGAAUGAUGAACAGUAAUUGAAUUUAGAGUGGAGUAAACUGUAAGUUAAGAUAAAUGAUAGAUACCAGUAACUAAAUAUUAAAACAAAAUUACAAAAUCGAAUUAUGUUUGGUGAUGGUAUUUUUCAGGCAAGUAUGUGUAGUACUUGAUUUUUCUAGUAACUGGAAGAUAUCUCCUUGCAUAGCAUUUUGGGAAUGCUGGAAUUAGACAGUAGUUCAUGGGCUAAUUUAUUUUUUGUGGUAGGACUUUAUAUCUGGUGUUCCAGCCAUAGUUUAUAGUUAGCCAACCCUCUUGGAAAGAUUUUCCUCUCCCUUGGACCCCUCAAGUGGGGCAGGGUUUAGCCACCCCUCUUGUCCGUCCUCUAUGGGUAAGCACCGGUUUGCUUGAAAGGGAUAAAAAUUUAGAAUAUAUGGUGAUUGUGAUUGUUUACAUGGCCAUAGUUAUGGUAGCUUUAGGCUGUUAAGAAAGGAAGACUCCAAUCAUUUCCACUCUGAAGAAUGCAAAGAAUCAAAGCCAGAUAUGAUGUUUGUCAUUAGACUGCACUCAUGAUAGAUAAUUUAUUUAUUUACAUAUAUUGAGUCUUAAUUCAGAGUGUAAUACCAGUAUGAUAUUGGGUAAAAAUGUGAAUUUCAUGAGCAAUAGAAUUUUACAUAAUGUUGCUCAAAGAGGCUGAAAACAUUAUUUUAUUUUGUUCUGAGCACUGACCACCUGUAAGAAUAGAUGAUGAGGCUACUAAGGUGAGAGACCUAGCCAGCACUCGACUGAAAUUUUCAGGGAUGUAUUCAAGGGUAGGGAGAUGACCCUUUUGUAUAAGGUGGAUGAUAAAUAGUUUAGGCAAGAAUCCAUGAUGUUAGAAAUGUAAUAGCAAUGCGAGAAAAAGUCAUGAGAACUGCUAGAGAAUGUUGUGACAUCAUCGCAUAUGUUUCGGUACCUUCGAGAUCAAGUGCAUGCCUAGUAGAGUACUUGCGAACAGUGUGUAACAGAAAACUGACCAGUGGCAAAAAGGUUAAGUACUGUAAAGUGAGGAUUUGGAUAAAAUUUUGUGGCAACUUUUUUAUAACUACAGCAUACUUGAAUCAGCUUAGGAUAUAAGAGUUGGAAGCCCAGGAAAAUGCUCCAGAAGUUAGGCAUAAGGAUGUGGAAUGAAGAUUUGCCAAAAUCUUAGUGUAGUGUUCACCAAAUAUUGAGUUUCUGUUGGUUCUUGGUAAUGAAGAAGUAAGAGGAACGUCAUUGUUCGAGUGUGAGCGUUUCAAGAUCAGACUUGACCAACACUGGAGCAGGUUCAGAUACAUUCAGGAGCCAGUGCAUGCCCAGUACUUGCCAACAGUGCAUAACAGAGACUUAACCGAUCGUCCAAGCAGCUAACGAGCCGAUUAGUGGUGAGGAUAAAAGUAUGUACAGUACAGGUGUUUGUUACAUCAGUUGUUUUAGGUAAGAAAACUGAAUGCCUUUCUUCACAAAAGAUAUACAAAACCAUUUUUUUUUUCAUUUUUCAUUUUAUAUUUUGUAUCAAUAUUUAAGUACAUAUUACCAGAAUGCAAAAGUUUUCUUACUAAAUUAUAUCAAUAUCGUAUUGGAACCAUUGUGUAAUUGACACUGAAGAAAUUCCUUUUAAAUUACACCAGUUUUUCAUGUAACUUGAGGUUUUGUAAUUUAAUAACCCAUAAAAAGAAUUCUUGGCAAAAUGGAUUAAUCUAUCAGUACAUGACAAGUAAAGUCUCUUCCUUCUGUGCAGUGUCAGUCGUAGUUCUGCUGUAAACUAUAUGUAAAGAGAAUCAGAGACAUCUACCUUGCUAAAGAAUCGUGGUACCCUGUAUUAGAAACAACACGUAGUACACGUCUCGGUUCAAUAGUAGUACCUUUAAUGUACAAAUACUGACCGACUUGUUGUACCAUUAAUAAACUCUUAAAAUAAAAUGGAUUGGAACUUGUGAAAAACACAUUGUCAAGUUGUGCUUUAAAAAUUAUUGGAUGUGAUUGACUGCUGUGCUGUGUAUGAUAACUUUGUAAGGUCUUCAAGAACAGCUCCGGUGUUCAAGGUAUGGUUUAAUCACCGACUAAAAGGGGGGUUGAAGAAUGCUUACUACUAUACAAUAUAAGUGAAUUAAAAUGUAAGUAAUGUAUAGUCGCUAAUUAAUUGCAAGGAAAUCAACUUAUCACUAUUAAGAGAACUUCAUAUUACUGUAUAAUGUGCAGUGAAACCUCCAUAUAACGGACUUCUCUCUCCAUAUAAUCCGUUAAAUAAAUGUUUCGCUGAACAGUAUACAUUUUGUUGAAGAUUGGCAGUGACCUUAGACUUCAUCUUAAAUAUAUCUUAAAGACAGAAAUAUUUAAGUCUUCCAUGUUCAUUCAGUAAGUAGUGUGCAGCUGACAGUGAGCAAGACUAUAAUUUAUGGUUCCACAACAAGAUGAAACUUUAAAAAGAUGACUCGAGCACAAUGGUUGCUGGUGUCAACUUUGUUGAAUGUUAUGGAUGAGAUUUAGUAUUUUAUGGAAGAACGAGUUGGCUUUGUACAGUGAACAUUUAUUUGUUAUCCCAUGGCAUUAUGGCCUUGAGUCUGGUGUCACUUACCACAGGCAGGUUAUGGUAAUAAGAACCUUGAGAGUGAAGUAUAGCACCAGUUUUCUUUACAGUAUGUGAGAUUAUGCCAGUAAUUACUAAAUGAAGUAUUUGUGUUUCAAAGUGUUUCAGUAAUUUUCUUAACUAAAGUAAUUGCCGAGAUUAAACAUUAUUCUUCCUAAAAUAAAGUAUGAGACUGGCAAUAUUGUGAGUGAUUUCGAAAACUGUUUGCCACAACUACAAGGACAUGUCUAAGUAUGUAUUAAAAAUUUAAUUGAGAUUGAAUAACAACACAACUCUGCUAACUCUAAUGUAUCUGAAACUAACUUCAAAAUUCAACUUUCAUGGUACAGUACUGUACAACAUCUAGUGGCUAGUGGCAAAUCAACUUCUGUAAAUCCAUGUAGAAAUUCUUAGCAAAAUCUCAAAUAAUUCUUGUAUGAGUUUUAACAAUUGAAAAUGGCUGAAACAUUUUAGGAGCUGCUCCCUCUAAAGAGAAUCUUCCAGGGAAGGCAGUGCAUCAAGGGAGAAGACAGAUUUAUAAUAACAAUAUGAAGCCGCAGCUUAUCAACACAGGUGUGCUGAUGCUGUGAUUAUUAAUCAUAAUAAAAGUUUUAUGAAGUGCAUAUUGUUGUUGUUAUAACAUAGCUUAGUUUAUAUGACACACAUAUUACUUGUCCAUUUUAUGCAUGAUAACGUGCUGCACAUAGUAAAGUCGUACAAAGAUUUGGCACUUUUGAUUAUGGUUUAACACCCAUAUCGGCUGUAGACAAUGCUGACAGAAAUGAGGCGGGCCAUUAUCAAGUUAAUCUCCUAAUAAGAGCCACAUACCUUAAAUAUUAUAUUUUCAUAUAAAUUUUUGUAUCAGUUUACAGUAUCUACAGUAUAAGGACUUGUUUCACCUUAUUGUGUUGAAAUCAUAUGCAGUACUGUCCUUUACUUAUCCUAUUCAUAACUUGUAGCAUAUCGGUACUUUUUCCGUGUUAUUUCUUUGCGGUAAUGUACUGAAGAAUGGUAUUGAAACUAUUUUCUUUUCCGUGUACUGCAUUUAUUUAAUCUGCAUCAUGUCUAUUGAAAGGCCAACAACUGAACAUGGGCAAUGACAUUUAAUCUUUAGAACUGUACCAUGUUACAUGCACUGGUAAUACACUAUACACUCCACAGAUUAUAUAAUGAAAACUUUGCAUACUGUUAAAAAAAUUUUUUGGAAAAUUAAUGACAAUCUUUGUGAAAUAAACAUUGAAGACAAAAGGCAUCUUUGAUAAUGGCCAAAGCAUUUGUCCAACACAGUGAACAUACAAAAUGUGCUGAAAGUGUGAUAUGAUGGUCCUUUAUUGUUGAAUGGGCAGAUGUUCCAAGCAAAUGCCCCCCCCUAACAUAAAGAAGAAAAACAAAAGAGCUAUAAAACAAUUGGAAGAAUGUUCCGGUGAAAAAAAAAAUAUAAUAAAAUAUUAACAUGUACAUUCUUUGGAAGGUUGUGUCUGUCUCUUUCCCAUAUCAUGUAUUUAUACUGUGUAAGAUAAUGUGAGUGAGUUGGUGUACACUCACUAAAAAAUUAUCCGGCACCCGUGUCCUAUUGUAUCACGCCGUAAGGGUGCCGAAUAAUUUUUUAUUGGGUAUACAACAUAUUGGCACACAACGGGAUGGCCUCUCUGGCUGGUCUGUACUGUACACCCACUAAAAAAUUAUUCGGCACCCUUACGCCAUGAUACAAUGUGACAUGGGUACCGAAUAAUUUUUUGGUGGGUGUACGGGGUACAUCACGUUUUAACCUCCAGGUGAACUGUACAAACUGUCUCCAUUAACAUUUCAUUACUGUGUGAUAUGUCUACACAUUAUUUAUGUAGCACAAAGUUAUUCUGUUCAUUGAAAGGACAGAUUUUCAUAUACAGUACCUGUAUCUUUAACUCCUAUUUUAAAAUACUGUACAGUACGUACAGUAAUUUCAGCUCAUCAUUUGAUUCACACACAUUUAUUUUGUUAGUUGUUGUCACUUUGAAGGAAGUUCUGACAGCCAUUUUCAGCACAUGAAGUCCAAGUAAAAUUUGACUUUAGUUAAACCUUAUUUCAGUUUAUUUAUGCAUUAUGCUGGAUUUAUAAUUGAAAUUGCAAGGUACAGCAAUAUGUUGAUUAGCAACUUCUAAAAUAUUUGGUUGGCAUAUGCAUUGAACAUUUGUAAACCCAUGUAAGUGUGGAAAAUGAUGAACUUUUGAUGGGGUGUUAUUUACCAUCCAAGAUACAGUACAGUAUUUUCAUCAUGUAGCAUCUCAAACUUGGGUCGUAUAAUCUGUCAUAAGUAUUAAAGAGUUCUCAUUGGGUGGGAUUCCAGAUAAGACAGAUUAAGUCAUCUGUAAUUGUUUUAUUUGCCUCUAGGCAGCUAUGGGAUAAGUGUGGGUGGCCAUAGGGCAUGUACAGAUGAGGUAGUACAGUACAGUAUCUGCUAAAAUUUUGGCAAAUAGCAAUUGCUUUGGCUCCUAUAAAAGAUGCAUAAAAUUUCUGUGUAAUGCACUGAGACUCAUGAUGUGUAAUAUCUUUAUGCAUUGAAUUAAUUUUCUAAUCUAAGGUAAUAUUAUGAUUAUAAAGGUUUAUCUAUGCAUAUUAAAUUAGGCUUUUAGUACAGUAAAUAAUACUGUAUAUCUACUCUUAGUGUCGUCUUCAUAUUUUGUGAUAAUGAAGAUACAGUAUGUCUAUUAUGUAUCUAUAAACUUAUGUAUACAAUAUGCGUAUGUACAGUAUGCAUGUGUGAGUAAAUGUGACUUCCUAAAUAUUAACAAACCUGGUGAUAUAACAAAACUGAUAUUUUAAUAUUAAAUUAAUGUGUAUCAUAUAAGGUGCCAAGUUAAACAUCACAUCAGUCACAAUUAUAGUUUUAGAAAAACUAUAUGGCCAUAAUUAUUAUUGUACCUUAAAUUUUGUGAUUUUAUUGUACACCAGAGUGAAAUUACAGUAUUACUCUUAAGAAAUCAGCUACCUAAUGAAUAUAAGAUAAUGCAACUACCUAAAGAAUCUCAACAGAUACAUAUAUACAGUAUAUAUAUAUAUAUAUAUUUAACACUAAUAAUGGGGAGAUAUUUAACUGAUAUGGGAGCAGGUGGUUGCAGUUAUAGGCUGGUCCUAUGUUGCUUUAGACCGAGAGAGCAAACUGUUGCACAUAACUAUAUGCAAGUGACCUACAGGUGCACCGUAUACUGUUGUGUGCUAGUAAACUACAGUAUUUCCUUGCAGUUGAAUUGUAUUUUUUUCUGUAUAGUUACAUGUUUAUAAUAGAAAGGGGAUGCAGAGAUCACCCUUUCUGAAUUUUAUAAUAGAAAGGGGAUGCAGAUAUCACCUUUUCUGAGUUUGUGUCCUAGGAGGUGAAAAGUUCAUAUACUAUGUACAGUACUGUAUCCCUAACCAAAAUAUCACCACCCAAAGUUUGGUCUAGAAAAGCAACCAUUCCUACUGUAAAUUUCUUUUCUUUAGGUUAACUUUAAUUGUUUUUUUGUGAUCGUUGUUUGUAUGUUCUAAAUGAUAUUAUGUAACUAGCAUUUUUAAUGUAUACAAUAAAUGUACAUGUAUUAUGUAGCAAAUAAUUACUUUUAACAGGAAUCCACAUUUUAUGGCAUGAUACUCUUGUAUUGGGGAUAUAAUUUGCACAAACAUGUAAGUGACUGUGUUAUUAAAAUAGAAAUAUUUAACUUUGUACACCAUGAAAUUGGUUGUCCAUUUAAACUAAAUUCUAAAGAAUUAACUUUGUUAAAGAAUAAAUAAGUUAUAGUUUUAUGCUUCUCUAAAAUAAUAAUUAUUUUUUUUACCUCCAAACUUGAGUUCUUCCUCAAAUAUUCCCCGUAAUCUCUUCAGUGUACGUAAUCUCUUCAGUGUACGUGCUGUAUAUAAAUAUAAUAUGUAAGGUAGUCAUUGACACUUGCAUAGAACCAUUAAAGAUUAUUUCAAGAA
This is a messenger RNA of Homarus americanus (American lobster), 9605 nucleotides long. Its product is annotated as trifunctional nucleotide phosphoesterase protein YfkN-like. Gene Ontology annotation, biological process: nucleotide catabolic process. Lineage: Eukaryota; Metazoa; Arthropoda; Malacostraca; Decapoda; Nephropidae. Gene Ontology annotation, molecular function: hydrolase activity. The record is from RefSeq and is a predicted model, not a curated record.